Cynara cardunculus var. scolymus (artichoke) is the source of this 3912-nucleotide messenger RNA. RefSeq names its product PH, RCC1 and FYVE domains-containing protein 1-like. The transcript has 9 exons. The record is from RefSeq and is a predicted model, not a curated record. The coding region runs from base 492 to 3758 and encodes 1088 amino acids. Gene Ontology annotation, molecular function: metal ion binding. Lineage: Eukaryota; Viridiplantae; Streptophyta; Magnoliopsida; Asterales; Asteraceae.
CUCUUUUCUGCCACAUUUGACUCCGACGGGACCACCUUCUUCAACCCGAUUUCAUCGCCCUCCGUCGUCAAUUCAUCUGCUACACGGCCGCAACCGCCGUUAAUCCUCUUCGGUGAUCUUCCUUCAUCAAUCUUCUUAUCACUUGUUGAAAAGAAACUAGCCUUGGAACAUCUGACUUUCCCCCAUUUCUCGUCCACAGUCAAACGGCCGCUGAAAUCUUCCAAGAUUAAUCAAAAGUGUUCAACGCUAAAGGAUUAUUGUCACAGUUUGUAGAUCUGAGGGGCGGAGUUGGUGAUUUCUCGGGUUCUAAAGGACUACUUUUGUUUCUCUAGCACUGUUGUGAAUAAAAUUUUGUAUGUUUUGAGGGUUUGAAGUUACAUGUGAAGUAAAAGGUUGAUGGUAGUGUACGAACGACAAAGCGUGCUCGCCAUUGAUGAUGACCGGAGAUUAUAGAGAAGUCUGGUGGUGGUCUGGUGAAUCUGUCACAUGGAAUGGCAGAUCUUGUUAGCUACGGUAACGCCGACCGUGACACUGAGCAGGCACUAAUUGCUCUGAAGAAGGGCGCUCAGUUACUUAAAUAUGGUCGCAAGGGGAAGCCCAAAUUUUGUCCAUUUAGACUUUCUCAUGAUGAAUCAUCUUUAAUUUGGAUUUCCAGCAGUGGUGAAAGAAGCUUGAAAUUGACCUUGGUCUCUAGAAUUAUUCCUGGACAAAGAACUGCUGUCUUCCGACGUUAUCUACGUCCCGACAAGGACUAUCUUUCAUUUUCUCUGAUAUAUAACAACGGGAAACGUUCUCUUGAUUUGAUCUGCAAGGACAAAGUUGAGACUGAAGUGUGGAUAGCAGGCCUCAAAGCACUUAUUUCUUCAGGACAAGGAGGGCGUUCCAAAAUUGAUGGAUGGAGUGAAGGUGGCCUCUACGUUGAAGAUAAUAAAGAUUUAACAUCAAACAGUGCAAGUGACGGUUCAGUUGGUGCUCCACGAGAUUUUAGCUCCCCAGACGCUUCUAUUAGCUCAAAUUCAAAUACUUCUCCUAUGAACUAUCAUCCAGAAAAUUCUGCUAAUAUCGAGAGGUCACAUGCAGCUUUGGACCAAACAAAUAUGCAAGUCAAAGGAUUUGGUUCCGAUGCUUUUAGGGUUAGUGUUUCUAGUGCACCAAGUACCUCUAGUCAUGGAUCAGCCCAAGACGACUAUGAUGCUUUAAGGGAUGUGUAUAUAUGGGGGGAGGUAAUCUGCGAUAAUAUUGUCAAGUUGGGUCCUGAUAGAAAUGCUAAUCCUCUGAGCACAAGAGCUGAUGUGCUUCUACCUAGGCCAUUAGAAUCCAAUCUAGUUUUGGAUGUGAAUCAUAUAGCAUGUGGAGUGAGACAUGCUGCCCUUGUCACUAGGCAAGGCGAAGUAUUUACAUGGGGUGAGGAAUCUGGAGGAAGGCUUGGUCAUGGGUUUGAAAAAGAUGUUACCCAACCUCGUUUAGUCGAGUCUUUGGCUGUUUCCAAUGUUGAUUUUGUUGCAUGCGGUGAGUUCCACACUUGUGCUGUCACACUUUCUGGCGAGCUUUACACAUGGGGAGACGGCACACAUCAUGCUGGGCUUCUUGGGCAUGGUACAAAUGUCAGUCACUGGAUACCUAAGAGAAUUGGUGAUCCCCUUGAGGGACUUAAAGUUGCAUCCGUAACGUGUGGUCCAUGGCAUACCGCUUUCAUAACAUCAACUGGGCAACUCUUUACCUUUGGGGAUGGGACAUUUGGUGUUUUGGGUCAUGGAGAUCGGGAAAAUGUCUCAUGCCCAAGGGAGGUGGAAUCUCUAUUAGGAUUGAGGACAAUUGCUGUUGCCUGUGGUGUAUGGCACACAGCUGCUGUAGUGGAGGUAAUUGUAACACGCUCUAGUUCGGGUGUUUCAUCUGGAAAAUUAUUUACUUGGGGUGAUGGGGAUAAAAACCGUCUUGGUCAUGGAGACAGAGAACCUCGCCUUAAGCCUACAUGCAUCCCAGCACUUAUUGAUUACAAUUUUCAUAAAGUUGCUUGUGGGCAUAGCUUGACUGUAGGUUUGACCACAUCAAGACAUGUUUUUACCAUGGGCAGCACUGUUUAUGGUCAACUCGGGAAUUCUGAGUGUGAUGGAAAGCUACCUUGCUUAGUAGAAGAUAAACUAGCGGGGGAGGCUGUUGAAGAGAUUGCUUGUGGUGCGUACCAUGUGGCAGUAUUGACCUCUAGAAAUGAAGUAUACACAUGGGGAAAGGGUGCUAAUGGGAGAUUAGGCCAUGGAGACAUCGAAGACCGUAAAACACCAACUUUAGUCGAAGCAUUGAAAGAUAGACAUGUUAAGUAUAUAUCUUGUGGUUCAAACUAUACAGCAGCAAUAUGUCUUCACAAAUGGGUUUCUGGUACCGAGCAAUCUCAAUGCUCGUCUUGUAGACAAGCUUUUGGGUUCACUAGAAAGAGGCACAACUGCUAUAACUGUGGACUCGUGCACUGUCAUUCAUGCAGUUCAAAGAAAGCUUUAAGAGCUGCAUUGGCUCCUAAUCCUAGCAAACUACACCGAGUUUGUGAUUCCUGUUUCGUUAAAUUAAACAAGAUGGCAGAAGCUGGUGUCAGUAACAGACGGAAUGUCAUGCCUCGUCUCUCUGGUGAUAGAUUGGAUAAAGCUGAAAUGAGAUUAGCAUCUAAUCAGGAUUUAAUUAAGCUGUUAGAUAACAAAGCGGCCAGACAACAAGGGAAGAAAGCUGAUCUUGGUCGUUCUUCUCAAGCUACUUCCUUGUUACAGCUUAAAGACGUUGUAUUGGCUACUGGUGGUGAUUUCCGUUAUAUGGUUCCGAAACCAAUUCUUACUCAAUCUGGUGUUAAUUCCAGGUCUGUUUCACCUUUCUCAAGGAAACCAAGUCCUCCACGUUCGGCAACACCCAUUCCUACAACAUCAGGACUUUCUUUCUCUAAAAAUGUUGCUGAUAGUUUAAAGAGAACAAAUGAUCUCUUGAAUCAAGAAGUUGUUAAUUUACUUGGCCAGGUUAACAGCCUUAGACAUCAAUGUGAAAUGCAAGAAGCAGAGCUUCAAAAAUCAAGAAAACAAGCUCAGGAAGCAAUGGUAUUGGCUGCAGAGGAAUCUGCUAAAUGUAAUGCUGCCAAAGAUGUGAUAAAAUCUCUUACUUCACAGCUUAAGGAUAUGGCGGAGAGAUUGCCAGCUGGGACGUAUGACCUUGACAGCAUCAAGCUACCAAACGGUCUGGAUCCCAAUUGCACUUCUGAUACAACAAAUGGAGAGAAUGAAUCAAGAUCUAAUACUUGUUACCUCAUCUCUCCAUCGUCUACUUCUAUCAACAAAACAUUCACUGAAAACAAGGAACCACCUAUACGGACCACCUCUAAUGGGAAUGAUGGCUAUUCAGAUGCUGCCAGAUCUCUUAAUGGCACAGCGGUAGAAAUGGAAAACAAGUAUUUACAAAGGGAGGAUAACGGGUUCAAACCUAGAAAUCCAGUGGUGCCUAGUAGUAGCAGUAGUAGUAAUGCAACGGAUCAAGUUGAGGCUGAAUGGAUCGAACAGUAUGAGCCUGGUGUCUACAUAACACUUGUGGCUCUCCGUGAUGGAACUAGAGAUCUCAAAAGAGUGCGUUUCAGUCGUAGGAGAUUCGGGGAGCACCAAGCGGAAACAUGGUGGUCAGAAAAUCGUGAAAAGGUUUACGAGAGAUAUAAUGUGCGAGGGUUGGAUAAUAAGUCAACGGUCUCUUCUUCUCGAAGGUCAGGCGAAUCUGUAGCAGCACCAACACAGUAGCAGAAACACCAUCCAGAUAUGGCUGAAAGAAAGAAAAGCAAGACAAUUCUUUUUAAUUUCAUUCCCCUGCCUUUCUAUUGUUAUUUUUAGAGGCUUCACGUUAAUACAAAUAUUGUGCUGUAGUGUACAUAAACUUCAUUUAUUAAAUAUUAUA